Molecule: messenger RNA, 9648 nt
Organism: Lepisosteus oculatus (spotted gar)
Lineage: Eukaryota; Metazoa; Chordata; Actinopteri; Semionotiformes; Lepisosteidae
Gene: psda
Product: pleckstrin and Sec7 domain containing a
Biological process (GO): regulation of ARF protein signal transduction
Molecular function (GO): protein binding; phospholipid binding; guanyl-nucleotide exchange factor activity
Source: RefSeq, a predicted model, not a curated record
AGUGGAAAGGGUGUGAGUGUGUCCGCGCGGGGGGCGAAGCGCGUCCUCUUAUUCUCGUCCUUCCUACACAAGAAUGAAGGAAGAAAGAAGGAGCUGUCCAUUUCAGGACCCACAGGCUUCAAACUACGAACAAUGAGCGGGAAGACCUCCAUGUCUCAGUAAUGAACCUUCUUUCUCUGAUACGAAAGAUACACAUUCAACACAGGGACUCUUUUAUCUGAAUGCUGGCUGCAGAGGGAAUGUGCCUUGCAGUGAAACUCCGGUCAAUUGUAACUCAGAUGUACGCUGUAACGAACUCUUUCGAACUCUUUUUUUUUAAUUACAUGCGUCGGCUUGGUAUCAUGAAGAUGUGCAGACCUUUGAGACAGAGUAUAGGACCUGCCUUCUUCUGUUACACUGACCCUUACUGUGUCCAAGCAGACUGCAUCCUUGUCACCAGCUAGAGACAAGCUAGGGAGAAGAAGCAGUUUUUCGGAGAAAAACAGAAAAAAAUUCCAAGAGAACAAGGAAGUAGUAUAUGCACACAACAGCCAGGUUUCUAACUCAAUAGUAUAGAUCAUGUCUCAAGUUGGCAAAAUUCUGCACCUGUAUGUGGAAGUCAGGUCAGUGCCAGAGGAGGGUGGAGAGAUUCCUGGAGAUGUGGUGGGCUCGGACACAGCAGACUUGCCAGAGGUGGAGCCCUCACAGCAGCACAGGCAGAUUCCUGCCUCUGUUCCUUCCAGUGUCAGCAUCCUGUCAGAGGGUGGGCAUGAAGGGAGCAGCAGAAGUCAGAAUACUAGUCCUCCUAAAUCUCCAUUAAAGCACUCUGUUGGUUUCAAGGAGCUCCAGCAGGUUGUCUCAAUGGAGCAGAGUUCUCAGCAGUACAGGCAGAGCCAGUGCUAUGACAGGAUUGAUCAGCUCCUGACAGGGCUGCAUCCAGAAAGCAUGCUCACGCACACACAUUCAGAUUAUCAGCCCUUCCAAACUGGCAGCCAGUCUCCAAGGACAGCCACAGCCCCAGCCACACCUAGCAAUGGGCGCAGGUCUUGCAUAGGAACUGCAGGGGAUGAUGGCUGGCAUUCUCUGGUUACCUUCAGUUACAUAGAGAAGGCCAGUAUCAAGACUGUAGAAAGCCCAUUGAGAAUCGGUUGCUACAGUGGGUCUACUGAUUCUACCAAUCCCUUUAAUACAGCACAAGAUCGGCAGCCAACACCUUCCCAGCCUCAAAAGAAGCUCAGUGAUCCAGUAUGGGUAGAGAACUUACAGUCUUCUGCUAUUUCUAGCCCAAAAGCGUCCUGUUCAGGAUCAGAUGUCCUUGGUAGCAGACAUCAAACAGCCUCUCCUAAAGUCCUUAAAAAAACCUUGACUUCCAUUGCCACAGCUGCUACUAACAGAGCCCUGGAAGAGUUUGGCUCACCCCAGCUGAGACAAAGAGCUGGCAAUUCCUCUGAUAGCCCACAUACUGCAACCAGGUGCACCCAGCAGCCACACUGCCAGUCCUGGGCAGAAAGUCCUGUUCCUGGGCACAGCACCACAGGUAUUAGCACAACAUGUGAAAUGCACCCAGACAGUCCCAGGUCCAUCUGCGGCCUGCCCAGGAGUCCAGCAAGUAACCAGCUUUCCUCCCAGGCAUGCAAGUCUCCCUUAAAAGUGUCCCCUAACCUAGAUGGAUUUUCCAAGUCAAAUCAAGUUAAGUCAAAGUCCCUGACAUUCCAGGACUCAAGGCAGUUAACUGGUGGGGAGAUCCCAACACUUACCUCCAAACUCAACCAAGCUCUUGAGUCGGAACCAGACAAGUCAGUCUCGGCUCUUCAUGAGAUGUCCCCAGCAUGUUCUUUGCAAGGUGCCAGCUUUCAGAGAGUUAGCCAAGGAUCAAAAGACAGUCCUCGCAUAGGCCGUAAAGUGAACUUUAACCUGGGGAGCUCUCCCAGCAGAUCACAUGAAGGGGCAGGUCAUCAAGGAUACUGUAAGAACAUCUCUCCGGUUAACAGUCCUGAAGUAGCCCGUAGAUUAGCUCAAGAGGCUACUAAACUCUCCUCAAUUUUUUUGGAAGCCAGGAACACUCCUUCACCAUCCAUUUUGACUGAUAGCUCCAGAUUAGAGAGCCCCAGAAUGGGCCAUUCAUCAAUAGAGAUACAGCCAUAUCCUCUAUCACAAUUCCGAGGCUCACCCGUGCAGCCUGAGAGAACAGACAGUUUGUACAUUGGAUACCACCCUGGGAGAGUUUCACCUGGUUUGCAGUCAAAGGAUGUCUGUUCACCAAGCCCUUUAAACAGAGAAGAAAAAAACUUUGCAAUGCCACAGAGAGAGCACCCUGGUCAAUAUGGAGGCAAUGUGGAAUCAAUCAACAGCCAUGCAAGGAUACAGAGGUGUGAACUGCCUGAGAGAGACAGUCAACAACCUGACAGACACAAGGCAGGGCAGUGUUCCAACAGCAAUGAAUCCUCCAGAGGCAUCAGACAUCAUAGGUCUGAGUUACUUGGCACAAACAGUCCGAAAUUUCAGAGAUAUCAGGCUGGACAGUUCACAGGAGACAUCAAUUCACACAGCAAGGAUGUGAGAAGAGAUCAGAGAGCUGAUGGAGGAGCAAAAGAUAGCAUAGGUGCCAGUAGUAAAUAUGUGGGACAGUACAGGGGGGAAGCUUAUGGAAAAGAUAAAGAGCUCCAUCAACAGCUGGGAGAUGUGUCAGGGAGGGAGAGUCCCAAACUAGGAUACCAGAAUGUCAUCCCAGCCUCCCCAGUCCUGCUUGCCAAGGAAACAGCAGCUCCGGAAAGAGGAACAGAGCAGUAUGGGAGAGAGGCAGUAAGGCAAGCAAAUGAGGGAGAGCAGGGCUUGUCUCUGGAGGGGAAGGAGGCUGGACCCUUUCUCAGGAACAGAGACAGCGUAGUGUCCACUUUCAGGCAAGAGCAGCAGCAGAGGAAUGCCCCUGGGGCAGAAAGUGAAGAAGCUGGAGUAGAAGUUGCUCCAAAUGGGAAGUCUCUGGCUGUGAUCUGCAUCUCCAGGCCCAUGAGUGAUGCUGACAGAGACAGCGUCUCUCCUGACGGGAGUCAGGCGAGUGGUUCUGUGGUCUCAAAGAUAGAUAGUGUGUCCGGUUCAUUGGGUCCUUCCCUGCAUUCUCAGAGGAUUGCUCGUGCGAAAUGGGAGUUUCUAUUUGGGACGACAUCUGAAGACAGUGCCAGCGCAGGGAGCCAAGUGGCCUCUAUAAUGCCCUCUAGUGGAGACUCCAGUGUAUCACCUCUGGUGCCCACUCCCCCAACAUCGCUUCCUAUGUGUUUUGUUUCUCGUGGCCUGCCUGGGAAGGGCCAGGGAGUGACGUGUCAGCAGCUGGCCAAUCACAACGUGCAGCAUGUAGAGGUCGAACUUGUGACCCCAUCCCCUGCAGAUGGAGCGCGCUCCCCCAAGACUGGCAUCAUCCGACGAACAAUAAAAUACUCAGAGACAGAUUUGGAUGCUGUGCCACUGCGCUGCUACCAUGAAACCAAUAUCGAUGAGGUGUUGGCUGAGCAGGAGGAGGCCGAUUCAGCCUUUGGCAGCAACCGCAGUGUGCUGGGCACCUCUGGUACUGACAAUAGCCCCAUGGGGGGCCCAUUGUAUGAGCGCACAGAUGGGGAGGAGGAGCAAGAAUUAGAGGAAGAGGAGGUGGCAGACUGGGCCAGCGUGCGGAUGCAGGGUGACAGGAAGCGUCAGAACGCCAACCCCGAAGAGGAUGAAGUUUUCAGCUUGCUACUGCGCAGGGUUUUGAAUACAACUCAGCUGGAGGGUGGUGUGUCUGAUUCCUAUCCCUCUGCUCUGCUCCUGUGCAGCCCAACAGAGACUAUGACUGAUAGCCACCCAGCCCUCAAGUCUCCUAUUGUUGUACCAGGACCCCGGCGGCCCUCAGAAGAUGGUCUGGACACCUUCAGUCGCCACUUUGAAAGCAUCAUGGAGUCUCACCGUGCCAAAGGCACCUCCUACAGCAGCCUAGACAGCGAGGAACUGCUGACUUCCAGUCAACCCAUCUUCACAUUUGAUAUCCCCACCCUCACACCUGAGAUCCAGGGCCAAAUCUGUCAGAGCGCACGUCUCAUUGAACUCAGCUUCGCCCCUUUGGCUCAGAGUGAGCUACCAAGCUACUUGGACACUGCCGACACUACUGAAGACUGCAUGCACAGUAGCUCAGACUCCACCCAAGCUCCGUCUGGAGAAGCACUGAAGAGCAGACUGGAAGACUGCACCUCAGGCACCACUUUCAAGUCAGGAGACAUAUGGCUCAACAUGCAAACUACUUCCAGUGAGAAACCAACUGCUCACCUGGCCUCCGAUAUGGACCUGGAACUAGACCUGACUGAGCCACUGUGCCUGGGCAGCACCGAUACUCUCACCAAUGGCAACAAAGCUGACCUGGAGGCAGCCAAGCGCCUGGCCAAGAGAUUAUACAAUCUGGAAGGCUUCAAGAAGUCUGAUGUGGCCCGACACCUGAGCAAGAACAAUGAGUUCAGCCAGAUGGUGGCAGAGGAGUAUCUCCGUUUCUUCAACUUCACAGGCAUGAGUGUGGACCAGGCUCUGCGGGUCUUUCUGAAGGAGUUUGCGCUAAUGGGAGAGACACAGGAGAGAGAAAGAGUGCUGUCCCACUUCUCCAGGAGAUACCACUCCUGCAACCCCAACACCAUACCGUCUGAAGACAGUGUCCACACCCUGACGUGUGCUCUGAUGCUGCUCAACACAGACCUCCAUGGCCAUAACAUUGGCAAGCGGAUGUCAUGCAUGCAGUUCAUUGGGAACCUGGAGGGUCUGAACGACAGACAGGACUUCCCCAGGGAUCUGCUCAAGGCCCUGUACAACUCCAUCAAGAAUGAAAAGCUGCAGUGGACCAUUGAUGAGGAGGAGCUGCGCAAGUCAUUCUCAGAGUUGGCGGACGGCCGCACUGACUCCUCCUCUCGCACCAUGAAGCGAGUCCCCAGCUGUGGGAACCCCUUCCUGGGUGUGGCCCAGCAGCCAGGGGCACUCGUUUACAAGAACGGCUUCCUGGUGCGCAAAGUUCAUGCUGACCCUGAUGGCAAGAGAACUCCACGUGGAAAGAGAGGCUGGAAGACGUUCUAUGCUGUCCUGAAGGGGCUGAUUCUCUACUUACAGAAGGGGGAGUACAGGCCAGAAAAGCAGCUGUCUGAUGAGGACCUGAAGAACGCUGUGUCCAUCCACCACUCUCUGGCCAUGCGAGCAGCUGACUACAGCAAGAGGCCCAAUGUCUUCUACUUGCGCACGGCUGACUGGAGGGUCUUCCUUUUUCAGGCACAGAACGCAGAGCAGAUGCAGUCCUGGAUCACGCGUAUCAACACGGUGGCAGCCAUGUUCUCCUCACCCCCCUUCCCAGCGGCCAUCGGCUCGCAGAAGAAGUUCAGCCGCCCGCUGCUGCCAGCCACUGCCACCAAGCUGUCACAGGAGGAGCAGGUCCAGUCCCAUGAGGCUCGUUUUCGUGCCACCUCCUCUGAGUUAGCCGAGCUGCGCUCCAAUGCUCCUGACCGCAAGGUAAAAGGUCGUGAGCUGGAGGAGUAUCGCCAGAGGGAUGAAUAUCUGGAAUUUGAGAAAACACGCUAUGGGACCUAUGCCAUGUUACUGCGUGCCAAGAUGCGCUGUGGGGAGGAGGACCUGGCAGCAUUCGAGUCGCGACUCUUUGAUGACAACGGGCUCCAGCGUGCGCAUUCCAGCCCCACGCUGCAGCAGGAGACCAGCCAGCAGAGUGGCUCCAAGGGCAAGCGCAGCGAGGGUCAAGGCCAGAGACACAGUUACCGGCAGGCAGUGAAACAGUGAGGCCAGGGAGGGGCAUGGCGCAAGGAUGGCAUUCUCCCCAGUAAGGUUUUCUUCAUAGGGGGGAAGGGAGAGACAGGAUACCAGCAAUGGGGCCUCUCUCAUCUCCCCAGUCUCCUUAGCCAAUAGGAAUGCAGUGGAGAUCAUGUGAGGGACAGAGGAAGUGGGCAACAGUGGAGUGUGUGAAACAGAUUGGAGUGGGGAGAGCAGAGACCUUGGGGAAAGAAGCCAUCGAGAGAAGAUACGCUGGUACUGGAUGUGCAGGCUUGAACUAUGCUGAUGUGAACCAAUAUUAGGCCUGGUUCACACCUAGGUCUCACUUUUGACAUUUUUAAUCGUAUUUCCUUCAUUGGCUUGUCCCUCCUGCCUGUGCUUCUGAAUGAGUUUGGUUUUUAAUUGGAUGAAACAUGCUUGUAAGUCCGUAUGUCUUUGAACUGUUGUUAACUUUAAAAUAAUGGCCAGGUUCAUUGGAUUUAUUUCACUGUAGUCUGGACUGUCAUAGGUUCUUCAGAGACAAACAGAUUUUUUUUAAAACUGUCAUGCACAAUUGUUUGCUGCUGAAACACUUUCUGUGAAGGAGCUGAUGAACACUGAUGGCUGCUGCAAGAAAAGUAAUAGAUAAUGAUGGAGGCCAUCAGGGCUGAGCCCUGAAUCUAUAACCUGUAGAAGCACAUCCACACUGUGUACAGUUGGCAUGUCCUGUUCUUGCUCUGUGUUUUGAUUACAAUGGCGGAGGUAGCUUUAAAGCCUCAAAUCACUUUCUGUGUUGUGGAUUUCGUUCUUUGUAGAACACAAACUCUGUUCCAGAACAAUUUUUUACAAUAUUGGCAGCUCUCAAAGGGCAUGAAUUGCUUUGUGGAUCUGACUGCUGUCAGAUAUGCUGUGGAACUGUUUCUCUGCAGAGUUUUCUCCCUGGAUUUCUGUACCUGCUGUAAGUAGUCAAUGGCACUGGAUUACAAAGACAGGAGUGCUCAGAUCUCGGGGACGAGCCUGGGUUUUUGCUGUAGUAAGACGAGCUGUACUUGUUUUUUUUAUACUCCUCAGGUUUUAACCUUGGAAUGUGAUCCUAUCUCCUAGGACGAGAGGUGCAUGUGCUCUGUUCUGUGGCAUGCUUUUACCAUUUCUCUCUCCAAGUUGUUGUUUUAAACUGACAUUGUUCCAGUUGUACUCAUCCUUCUCCCCGCCAUCCAGUUUGCUUCUUAUUUGUGAAACACUUGUGUGCUACGUUGCUUGAUCUUUUUCUAAUGUCACUGACAGGGUUGCUCCUCCACCUUUCUAGAGACGUACUGAGUGUGUUUUAAAUGAGGUAUGCCAUGAGUUCAUUGUUUUGGAGAGGCUAAGUUAAUGCUGUCCAGGUAGGCUCUGAAUGUAAUUUUUGAGAAUGUAAAAUGGUUGUCUUUCUGUUCUUGAUUUGCCUUUCAAGGAAGGUGCACAUUGAUUCUAAAUGAAGAGAAUGUGUGAAUUAAGAACAAAUGUAUUUUGGGUUAUUUAAAUGCGAAGCUGCAAAUGCAACAUUAUUGUUUAGAAAUCCACCCCCUCCUGAAGACUGUGCACCCAAUGCAGGGACUGGCAGGCAAUGAAAGGAGUGUUGUUAGCAGUCAACAUCACUGUAAGCACACACCGAACACAGUUCUCCACAAUUCUAUUGUGCACUCUGCUGCUUGGCUGCAUUGAUUUUUGAAAGUUUUAGAAGCUCUGCUACUUUCCCUGUGCAUGAAUUGAAUUAUUGUUACUGUUUGCUUUGUUUUUUUUAUCUUAUCCUGCAAAAAAGACAAAGCUUAAAAUCCUUGAAAACAAUACAAUUUAAAGAAUUAUAGGUUAAAGGGAACUACAGAAAUGUUUUUACAUGUUAUGGAAACAAUGAAUACCUUUAAUGUCACAUGGAAGGAUCUUAUAAAAUAGAAAACAGGCUUGUAGCACUAGACAUUUUGAAGGAAAUUUGAAUGUAAAAUACUGUAUCUGUGUGAAUCUCAGAACGGGUAUUGUACUGUCUCACAAACAGCAAAGCCAUUUUCUACUCAGGCCCACUCUGUACAUAAAUCCAAGCUGUAAUGCUAGCAUUCUACCAGCAGAGAGAGCUGUACUACAGGACAAUUGAACAGCUUCAGCCAUAAAAGUGCAUUUGCACUGAAAUGUAGGAGAAAUCAGUUCUGCCAGCACUCCACGGCUUCAAAGAAUAUGCAGCUCCCUGUUUCUGCACCAGGUGCUUUUGCGCUAGGGAAACAGCCACCAUAUCCGAUCUGCUGUUGUCCAAGAUACCAGUUUCAAAUCCUCCAGCCUGCUUGUUCUGCUGAUCUUGUUUUGCAGCUAGAUGAGGAAUGGGGCUGAAGAUACCCUGAGAUGUUGCCCAUCUUUCUGCUGAAACAAGAGAGUGAAAGCUGAACUGUUGGGGGGUGAACAGGGGUGCAGCAGAUGCCUGGGUUUGUGGGCCCAGUGCUCUCCCCUGCCCUUUGAGAGUGCCUCCCAGCAAGGUGUGCUCUCCUCCGAUUUGCAGAUCUCUGUUGUUUCAGCUUUGUUCAGGGAGUGCUGCAGCACUGCUGCUCUUGCAGGAUGUGAGCCAUCCCUUUUCUGCUUUGUAUUGUUUGGAUCUACAGGGCGAGCGACAUUUCAACUGUUAAAAAAAUGGAAGUAAUGGAGUCAGUCUUUUAAGAUGCAGUGCAUUUCUUGUUUUAAGCAAGACUGACAUUUCUUCUUGGAGGCGCUGAGACUCCCAGCAGGAAUUGUUUUAGACUGAAUCAGUAGACCCCCGUGUCCCUGGAGGUGGUCUGACUGAAUGCUGGUAUUUAUUGGGCAUCACUUCCCACUUCACUUCUGUGCAGGGAGGAGCCAUAAACUGUGUGUAAAUUCUGCUGAUAUUAUUGUUAUUGCUAAUAUUAUUAUUCCUAUUAUUGUUAUUAUUGCUGUUAAUUCUUAAUUUUCAUUAUCCUUUCCGGUAUGUGGCUGGUGCUGGAAUGGCCAGAGAGCCAUGCCCCCAACACUGUGCAGCACCCAAGGGGUGGGGUUCCAGCAGGAAGUCUGAAGAGCUGUUCUGAGCCCUCCUGAUCCCUUGCCACAGCCCACUGUAGCCCCUUUCCCCUGUUCCUGAGAACGUGAGACCAUUGAGUUGUGUGCACAAUGCAGAUCACAAAACAUUUCAUCACAGAGUGUUGACAGUGUUUUGUCUUCAAACUUGGUGAUUUCUAUGCGGUGAUUAUUCUGGCAGCGGAGAGGGUGAGGCUGUGAAAUCCUAUAAUGGAGAGGCCUCCUGACACAGCCAGUCUCACUUCACUGCUUGGCUGUGAAGGUGUUGAGCAGCCAAACAGUUGGGUGAUCUGGUUUCAGAUCCCCCCCCCACCCCCCACUACAGAUGCUUUCUCCCCAAUCCAGCCUCCACCUUCCACACAGCUGGAACUCCCUGCCUUACUGGCGCCCAGCUGUUGAGAACAUCAGUUUCAGAACAUCAGCGCUGUUUGAUGUUCUGCCCACUCUGAUCAACACUUAUAGGUAUGUAAAUAAUACAAGAGCUAGCAGCAUUUUUUCCUUUUUACAAAUUCUAGUGCAUUUAAGCUGAAAGAAAGCUUUCUUUUUUUGUCCAUCACUGAAACCUCUUGUAGUCUAUUGAAUCAGGAUUUGAAAGAGAAUCAGAAGUAUAUUGUAUUUUAAUGCUGUUUUAUAUGCAGGUAUUUAAAAAUACAACACAAAAAAGCUGUAAAAUAGAUUUCUGUGACAUCUCCGUUCUAGAUUGCUACGAAUGUGACUGAUUUUAAAUGUUUUUACUUGGAUCAUUUUUCGACACCUGUUAGCUGUUCCUUUGAAGACAGCCUGAAAAGAAUUGACUCUGUAAGAAUACAUUGUUUGUAUAUGAGCUUCUUUUAUGAGGUGUAGAAAAAAAUAAAAAACGUUUUA